Cannabis sativa is the source of this 3156-nucleotide messenger RNA. RefSeq lists its product as uncharacterized. The record is from RefSeq and is a predicted model, not a curated record. The transcript has 2 exons. Gene Ontology annotation, biological process: proteolysis. Gene Ontology annotation, molecular function: cysteine-type peptidase activity. NCBI's taxonomy places the organism in Eukaryota, Viridiplantae, Streptophyta, Magnoliopsida, Rosales, Cannabaceae. Bases 148 to 741 code for a protein of 197 amino acids.
UUUUAUACAUGUGAUUUUCUAUUAAUUUUUUUUGUUUGUUUUUAUGUUUAUAGGAAGGAUUUGAAUGGUCAUUCUGUAUAUUUUGGUCCUGUUGAUAAUAAGAUUGAGCCAGGUUUUGAUUUUGGUUGUGAGUAUGUUCAGCGAAAGAUGCGGUUUCACUCGUUGCUUCAUUGUGAUCAGUUUCUUAGUGAUUCUCAUAUGGAUGUGAUUUUUUAUUAUUUGAGAAAGAAAGCUAAGUAUUCUACUGCAACAAACAUGAAGAUCACAACUACAGAUUGCUAUUUCAAUAGUAGCAUCAGGUCAUUGCAUGAGAAGUAUGUAAGUAUGAAUGAACAAAUGUCUCUUGUUCAUUCCAAGCAAAAAAUUGCUCAUUUCAUAAAGGGUAAACUUCUUCGAUGUGGUACACGUUGGAGUCAGGCUGACCAUGUGUUGUUGUUGGUGCACAUAAAGACUGUUAGUCAUUGGGUUAUGGGUAGGCUUGACAUGAAGUCUAGAAUUAUAUAUUUGUAUAAUUCUCUAAGGACACCGAAGUAUGCGGCUUCUUCUUUGCUUGCUUUGGAACCUUAUUCUGUCAUGUUGCCAUUGUUUUUCUCUAUGCUGGGUGUUUAUGAUGAGCUUCCUUAUACCUUACCAGCAUCUGUGAAUCCUGUUGCACCUUUCCCUAUUGUCAAUGCUGACGUACUUCCUGAACAAGUGGAUAAGUACGAAUGUUAUAUUUUUGUUGUUUUUAUGUUAAUUUAACAUAUCUAACAUUGAUUUUUUGUUUGUUGUUGUUUCUAGUGAUUGUGGUGUGUUUGUUGCUGCUUUUGCUGAGUAUUUCAUUGAAGGAAAGAAUAUUUCAGCUGACUUCGAUGUUGAGGAGUAUCGCCUUAGGCUUUCUGUGUUGCUAUACAAGUUUGGACUUAUGAAACAGAUUCACAAUGUUGAAAGUGAGCCAGAAAGCCCACCUAAAUCUCCAAAGAAGACGAAGGCAAAAGCUAAAGGGAAAGCGGGGGCAAAAGAGAAGUGAUUUGAAUUCAAGAAAAUUACUCUAUGUUUAUCUUUUGUUGUUUAGCUAGGAUAUGAUAUAAUACAUUGAUAUUUUGUUGUAGGCUUCUCUAUGUGUUUGGUUUUUUUUUUUAUGUUGUUUAGCCAGAACUUAAAGCAGUUGUUGGUGUAUUGCUUAUAGCUAUUUUUAUGUUUUUUUUUUAUGUGUUGUUAGCCUAAAUUACACAACAAUGUUGGUUCAUUACUGAAUCUUUAUAUUCUAUAUAAUGUUGAUAUUAUAUACAGGUGUGAUAUUGAUUUUAUUAUUAUUAUUAUUUUUCUUUGUAUUUCAAAUGAUUAUUAACAUUUUUUAUACAAUGGUAAGACAAAAGAAUCAACAUGUACAUCUGUUUUCAAAUGUAUUUUUAUACAUCAACCAAUUUCUAUAUGUUUUAAUAGUUUACAACUUUACUUUUGCCAUUCUAUGAAUUCAAAACUAAACAUUCCAUUAUCAAACCGAUUCAGUUAAAAUGUAUUCCUGAGUUCUUUUAUUCAAUAGAAACCAAAUUCAAAGCUAAUCAUCUCAAUAGCAAUCAUUAUUUAAAAUUCCUUAUUUUUUUUCUUUUUGUAUCUGUAAAAAUGUUCUAUUUAUGUUGUAUUUAUGUUGCUGUAAUGUUAUGUAGCUGCUGUUGUUUUUCAGUUUAUACUUGGGUUGUUGCAUGUCCUCCUGUUGUGUCCUUUUCUUCCACAUUUGGUGCAUUUGAUUUGUGUCUUGGUCUCCCAACUAGGUCUCGUUCUUUUCUUCUUUGGUUUUCCCGCUUUUACCCUUUCAAGUGGUGGCAAUAUUUCAAUAUCCUUGAUUUCUUGAGGAAUGUCCCAACUGCUUUGAUUUCCUACUGGAUAUACAGUUGCUUCAUAGGUUUCGAGCCAGUUCUUUGUGCUGUAGUAAUCUGAACAGUAAUUUUGUGGGUCAAGAUACAUCUCUUUCAUCACUACUAAGGCAUGCGCACAUGGCAUUUCAUCUAUUUGAAACCUAUUGCAUGUGCAUGUUUUUUGUUCUAGAUUCACAACCCAUGAUCUUUUUACUUUGUACACUUCAAAUAUGUGUUCAUUUGAUGCUCUAACCUGAGAACAAAUUUGUUGUGUAUAUUGUUUGUUAAAAUAAUAGAAAUUAAAAAUUAGUUCAACAUUAUGAAAUAUAAUUCUAGAAAAAUCGUGUACCUUUAAUUUCAAAGAAGUUUUGUAGUUGCCCUUCAUCUUCAUCUCUGCAAGUGGAGUCAAUUUUGUGAAUGUUCCUUGAGCCAUUUUCCUGUUUUUGCAUGUCCAUUUCUGGAUUAAAGUCCUCAGAGCUUCCAUGAGUGUUGUUAUUGGGAGUUCUCUAGCGGCCAGGUUUGCUGCAUUCAAUUAUUCAGCAACAUUGGAUGUCAUUGUACUGUAUCUUUUGUGUUUGGAAUACAACCUUGACCAUUUAUCAUAUCCAAUUUUUUGUAGAUAAGGUCGAACUCGUUUGUCUAAGGCAUCGAGCUCUCUCAUGUGAUAUUCGAAUUUUUUAGCAGUGUAGGCCUUGGCUACACGAAAAAAUGGCUUUUCGAAGAACCUUGCAUUUUUCUUGAAUGUUGUUUUCAGGUUGUUGAGUAGGUGGUACACAUAAUAUCCAUGUUGUAUUUUAGGGAAGACUUGUUGAGCUGCCUUUAUUAUACUUUCAUGUCUAUCAGAUAUAACACACUGUUCUUGUCUAACACCAAAUGUUGCUCUUAAUUUUUCAAAGAACCAUUCCCAUGAUAGAUCAUUUUCGGAAUCUGCGACACAAAAAGCUUAUAGGAAUAUUUUACUUGCUGCAUCUUGUGCACUAGCUGUUAGUAGUGUUCCCCCAUAUGUAGCUUUAAGAAAUGUUCCGUCGACUACUAUUAUAGGUCUGUAUUUUUCCCAUUCUUUUAGUGAAGCAUUUCGUGCCAUGAAGCAAAACAAGAAGUUGUUGUUUACUUCAGUUUCAAUGUGCACUACAGAACCGGGGUUUGUUUUUUGGAGCAUAUAGAAAUAGCUAGGCAGCAACUGAUAAGACUCCUUUGCUUUUCCUCUAACUAUGUUUAGAGCAUGUUCCCUACUCCUCCAUGCCUUCAUGUAAUUCAUUUGUAUCCCAUAUUUGUCAUUCAUCUCAAAUCUGAUAUCUGUUGGUGUAGCUGUUGUCUU